This is a messenger RNA of Danio aesculapii, 902 nucleotides long. RefSeq names its product troponin I type 1b (skeletal, slow) (gene tnni1b). Gene Ontology annotation, biological process: muscle contraction. NCBI's taxonomy places the organism in Eukaryota, Metazoa, Chordata, Actinopteri, Cypriniformes, Danionidae. Gene Ontology annotation, cellular component: troponin complex. The transcript is spliced from 7 exons. The record is from RefSeq and is a predicted model, not a curated record.
AUGCAUUUUUAUUUUUUUGCAGGCAAGAGUGAGAAUGAUAGCAUUCAAAGUGGGUAUGCAUUCUUACCAUAUGACUUGAUUUGACAGAAAAAGUCCAAGAUCUCUGCAUCUCGCAAGCUGAUGCUAAAGAGUCUUAUGGUGGCUAAAGCGAAGGAGGAGUUAGAACAAGAGCUGGCAGAUAAAGAGGACGAGAAGGAGAAAUAUCUGUCUGAGAAAGCUCCUCAGCUGCAGACUAGUGGGAUGUCCUUUGCUGAGCUACAGGAGCUAUGUCGUGAACUUCAUGCUAAAAUCGAUGUGGUGGAUGAAGAGCGAUACGACAUUGAGGCGAAAGUACUUCACAACACAAGAGAAAUUAAGGAUCUGAACAUCAAAGUCCUGGAUCUGAGGGGUAAAUUUAAACGCCCCACCCUGAGGAGAGUCCGGGUGUCGGCCGACGCCAUCCUGCGCUCCCUGCUGGGCUCCAAACACAAGGUGUCCAUGGACCUCAGAGCAAACCUCAAAUCUGUCAAGAAGGAAGACACAGAGAAGGAAAAGACAGUGGAGGUCAGUGACUGGAGGAAGAAUGUGGAGGCCAUGUCUGGAAUGGAAGGAAGGAAGAAAAUGUUUGAUGCAGCACAAUAAACAUCUGAUCAAAAUCAGCACCUGCGAGAAUCCAACUAAGGAUGAAGACGAAAACCGGAGACAAUGCUAAUUCAAAAUGCAUUAUCAAAUAUCGAAAAACAUUUAUCUAAUUUUGUUAAAGUGCCUCAAAUCCAUAUGAGAUAUACAAAUACAUAUACAUCUUUUUUUAAAUACAAAGCUAUUUGCCAGUGUGUUCAGUUAACUUCAAGAAAGUAGGCCUUAUUAAGUUCACGUUACACUAUUAGUGUUGAUUGUACUGUAAAUAAAUUGUGUAAUCUGCA